CCGCCGCCCACGAAAAUGGCUGCGCUCGCGAUCCUCCUCCGCCACAGCCGCCGCGCCUGCGCCCGCGCCCACGGCACCACCCUCUCCCGUGCGCUCUCCACCACCUCAGCUGGCACCGAGCCCGGCGCCCUCUCGGUGUCCGACGCCACGCGGCGCCUCCGCCGCGAGCACGAUCCGGACCGCGCGGUCUCCAUCCUGGAGGCUAUCGACAAGGCCUCCAUCUCCGCCGCCUCCACACGCCACGCGCUCUCCCUGGCCGCGCGCCGCCUCUCCCGCUCCGGCCGCUCCGCCGACGUGGAGGCGCUCCUCUACUCCCAUCUCCCCGCGUCCACCACCGAGCCCCACCUCGCCGCCGUCCUGUGCUCCUACGCCUCCGCCAACCUCCCCGAGAAGGCCCUAGAGGCCUUCCGCUCCGCUGCGCCGUCCCUCCCGACCCCCAUCUCCCCGCUCCCCUUCAACGCCCUCCUUUCCACCUUCAUACGAUGCCGCUGCCACCGCCGCGUCCCUGUCCUCUUCUCCGAGCUCUCCAAGGAGUUCUCCAUCACCCCCAACGCCACAUCCUAUGGCAUCCUUGUCAAGGCCUACUGCAUGACCCGCGACGAUGUUAAGGCGAAACAAGCCUUGGAUCAACUGCGUGAGCAAGGUAUCUCGCCGACCACCAAUAUCUACACCUCACUGAUCGAUUCAAUGUAUAAGCAGAAGAAGACUGAGGAAGCUGAGCACUUGUGGAAGGAGAUGGUCGAGAGUGGAUGCAAGCCCGAUGUGGCAGCUUACAAUGUGAAGGCCAUGAACUAUGGACUGAAUGGGAAGCCGGAAGAGGUACUGGAGGUGAUGAUGGAGAUGGAGGCAGAUGGAGUGAAGCCAGACACCAUCACCUACAAUUUCCUUAUGACUAGCUAUUGCAGGAGUGGAAAAUUGGAGGAUGCCAAGGUUCUGUACCAUUCACUAGCUGAGAAGGGGUGCUCCGCGAAUGCUGCUACGUACAAGCACAUGUUGGCAGCGCUGUGUGCCCAUGGUGACUUUGAUGCUGGGUUGGGCAUUGCCAAGGAAAGCUUGAAGAGGCACAAGGUGCCAGAUUUUAAGACAAUGAAAGGGUUGGUUGAGGGAUUGGCAAAGGGAGGUAGGGUGGCUGAGGCCAAGGAGAUUAUUGCCGAGGUGAAGAAGAGGUUCCCAGAGAAUUCGAUGUCUGGGUGGAAGAAGCUUGAGAAGGAACUUGGGUUGGACUCGGAUAGCAGAGACACUCAGUCAAAAGGUACAUCUGGAGAAACUGCUGUGGAGUCAAAGUCUGUUGCUGCAGACGCACAUGAGCUGGAAGGAUCUGUCAUUGAGGAAACUGCUGUAUCAGAAGAAUCCAGUGAUGAUGAAGUGCCUGUGCCUGAGGUAUCCUCUAGUAAGGAAGUGCCACAAGGUCCCGCUUAAGUGGGUAUUAUCAUGUUUGUCGAGUUUAAUGUGUUUAGGAUGUUUGCAUUGGGCACAUUCUCUACGUUGAGUAAUUGUGAUGCUGCUCUGUGGAUGUAAACAUAGGCCUUUCAGAUACAGACUCGUGAACUGCUAACAUGAAUAAUAAGUUAUUGGACGUGCUGGCUUUUGGGAUGAAAAGAUGCCUGUUAAGGUGGUCUGUAAUGAUGUUUUUUUAUAAGGGCUUGAAUGAUGUUAAGAGGCUAUUGUUCUGGUGAUGCUUAUCUGACAUUAUGAGCACAUAUAUUUCACGGUUUUCUUAA
Setaria italica (foxtail millet) is the source of this 1721-nucleotide messenger RNA. RefSeq names its product pentatricopeptide repeat-containing protein At4g36680, mitochondrial-like. The record is from RefSeq and is a predicted model, not a curated record. NCBI's taxonomy places the organism in Eukaryota, Viridiplantae, Streptophyta, Magnoliopsida, Poales, Poaceae. Gene Ontology annotation, molecular function: protein binding.